GUAUAUUAUUUACGACUGAUAUUGAGUUAUCAUAGUUUUUUGCCAUGCCGGCAUAUAAUAUAUAAGCGCCUCAUUAAAUUUUUUAAGAUCUGUGACAGUGUGUAGUGGUGGUGUCCUUGCGUUGUCGGUCUAGUUCAAAUUCAUUUAAUUCAAGAUGCCGGUCCGUUGGGGAAUUGUAACUGCAGCGAAAAUUUGCCAUGACUUCGUCAACGCAUUCAACUCUUAUCCUGCAAAGAAGGAUGCAGUUAUUGCUGCCGUAGCAGCACGUGAUAAGAGCAAGGCCACAGAAUUCGCUAAGCUCCACAAUAUACCAAAAGUAUUUGGUUCCUACAAGGAGAUGGCUGAAAGCAAAGACAUCGAUGUUGCAUACAUCGGUUCCCUCAAUCCUCAACAUUACGAGCUUACCAAACUUUUCCUUGAAAAUGGCAAACACGUUCUGUGUGAGAAACCAUUGUGCAUGAACUCCAAACAAGUGCAAAGCCUUGUCAACCUGGCAAGAAAGAAGAAGUUGUUCUUGAUGGAGGCCAUUUGGUCGCGUUUCGCACCUGCUUACAUCGCGUUAGAAAAGGAAAUUCAAGCUGGCAAGCUUGGAGAACUACAAUACGUCGAGGUUAACUAUGGCCUUCCUAUCUCCGAAAUUGCCAGGCUUAGCAAGAAAGAGCUCGGCGGAAGUGCAAUCAUGGAUCUUGGCAUAUAUGCCCUACAGUUUGCCCAAUACAUCUUCAAGGACGAACCGCUCAAAUGCACGGCCGUUGGCAACUUGAAUGACGAUGGUGUUGAUGAAGUUGAUACCGUUAUUCUGGAAUACUCUGGUGGCAGACGAGCUGUUCUAAACAUUCACGCUAAGGCCCGUCUUUGGAACAAGGCCACAGUGUACGGUACCGCUGGCAGAGCAUCGAUCGAGGAACCCUUCCACUUUCCAGAAUCUAUGGUUCACGUUGAUGGCACGGUUGAGAAAUUCCCCUUACAUUCCUCUAAGAUUUACUAUAACUUUGACAACAGCGCUGGUUUAGUUUACGAAGCUCUUGAAGUUACCAGAUGCAUCCAACAAGGUUUAUUAGAAUCGCCACGAGUGCCACUCAGAGACAGUAUCAUAAUUUCCAAACUGGAAGACUCCGUCCGAAGACAAGUUGGAGUCGUUUACGAUGCCGACGGUCAAGAAUUUCCAUAAACUACAUGGGCAAUUAAUAAAUCACAUGGCCUAACUAUACUGUCUAUUUACCUAUGAUUAAUAAAAUUAUUGAAAGAAUUGAAAAUUGGUUUGAUUGUCCAUAAAAUAAUACAUCCUACAUAGAUAAAGGACCUAUAGAUAGAAACAUCUAAUGGCAAUGAUUGUUAGAUUGAAAUUAUUGUUCUAUAAGUAAGAAUCAAAAAUAAAAGAUUUUUCGAUAUCCUUAUAGUCGUGGCCGCUUUUUUUUUGUUUGUCAAAAUCUCAGUUGUGGCAACAUUGAU
Messenger RNA from Zerene cesonia (dogface butterfly), 1452 nucleotides. Its product is annotated as trans-1,2-dihydrobenzene-1,2-diol dehydrogenase-like. Gene Ontology annotation, molecular function: nucleotide binding. Bases 155 to 1171 code for a protein of 338 amino acids. Lineage: Eukaryota; Metazoa; Arthropoda; Insecta; Lepidoptera; Pieridae. The transcript has 6 exons. The record is from RefSeq and is a predicted model, not a curated record.